Molecule: messenger RNA, 1883 nt
Organism: Thrips palmi
Lineage: Eukaryota; Metazoa; Arthropoda; Insecta; Thysanoptera; Thripidae
Exons: 6
Coding region: 12-1481 (489 amino acids)
Source: RefSeq, a predicted model, not a curated record
UGCUAGGGACGAUGGUACAUGUUAGACAAAUUCAUGUGGGUAGGGGCACUCAGCCCAAUUCUAAAUUUUACCAUGUAAAUGAUGGCUGGCAUUACAAUAAGAACUGUAUCAAGAAGGGAGUUAUUUACCUGAAGUGUGUCCGUUAUGAGCGAGGUUGUCCUGGAAGAGCUCUGUAUGACAGAAGACGCGGCUUUAUUCAUACGAAGAGGCACGAUCAUCCCCGAAACAGACUUUAUGUUCCAUACAUGAGAUUGCGCAGAAAUAUUUUGCAAAGAUGCAGAAGGCUUGAGUUUGUUUCUUUCAGACAGAUUAUUGUGGAAGAAAGCAGAGGAUUCCCACUUCGAGUGCAAGCUUUAUUGAGGAUGUCUCACAUUCGAUCAUCAAUGCAACGUGUGAGGUAUAGAAGGUUCCCCCCUGUGCCAGCCUCUCUUGAGGAACUCACUAGAAUUCUGCAAAACCCAUUGUAUGCGGUCAUGACUGCAACUCAUGAUGCCGAAGAUAGUCUUUAUGCUGCAAGUGUCACAGCCAGGGAUGGUUCUCACAGUGUACUAUUUAUGACAAGGCGAAUGGCAAAUGUUGCUCGCUCAAUGCAUACUUUGUUUGCUGAUGGAACUUUUAAAUCCUUGCCAUCCAUCGAAGGGCUCAAUAGAGCCUCUCAGGUUUUUGCAUUGGUUGGUAAUUGGAAUCACACCAUCAUACCUCUGGGAUGGGCUGUAAUGCAGCGCCGCACUACUCCAGCCUAUGAGUCGGUAUUGAGAAUUCUGCGUUUGAUUCUAAGGAAUGCACCAAAUCUUAGGAGAAUCAUAACAGACUUUGAACCAGGAAUGCGGAGAGCAUGGUCUAAUAUUUUUCCUGACGUCCAUCUCCAAGGAUGCUUUUUUCAUUUUGUUCGUGCAUUGAUUAGUUAUGCAAAAGAAGAGUUGAACAUGGCCCUUCUCUUGAGGAGAGAACCUUACUCCGAGCUCAUGAAGUCUUAUUGUUCCUUGGCUCUCCUUCCACGGCGAUUCAUUCGCAGAGGUUACAACCUGUUGGUGCAAGAAACACGGCAGCAUGGAGGUCGAGUUUAUGGGAGAAUGAGGCCAUUCUUGGCGUACCUUCUGCGAAGCUGGGUAGCUCACCCUGUUAAGAGGCCAUGGAUGUGUGUUUAUGGAUCCAUCCACCGCACCAACAACACUUGUGAAAGCCACAAUAAAAUGCUUGGAAACUUUGCCUGUGUGCCUCAUCCCAAUACUUACAACUUUAUAAGUGCCUUGGCGUCAAUGGAAGAAAAUGCCCUUGCUGACGUAGAGGCCUUAGAACUUGGAGAGCAGCCUAAUCGGAGGCGUAAACUGAAAUCAAUCAUUUUAGACCGCCGCUUGAGAAACCUGGCUGAAACCCUGAACAAUCCUCCUGGAAACCUGGAUCAAGCAAUUCUUCGAUACAUACAUGCAGCAUCCCAUACCUUUGACACUGCAUACAGAAAUGCAGUAGAAGGAAAUUAGUGGGUUUGUUUAUGUACCAUCAAAUGCACCCUCUACCUUGUGUACUAUGACCCUGUCUAAACCUAUGUGAUUCUAUUUUUUGGAGUGCUUUUUAUCAUGUAAUCCCUGGCUACUGAUCCAUUGUUUUAAUGCUUAUACUCAACAAACACUAGUUUUAUUCAAACAAAGGAGAGUGCACACUGGGUUGACCAAAUCCUAAAUCCUAUUACUUCGAAAUCCCUCCUUGUCUUUCUGUAUCCAAAUCAUUUCAAUCAUCCUUCUCUUAUCUGUGUAAGUUCGACCAUGAAACCCAAAUUGAAGUGAGUCAUCGUGUUCCAAGCAAAUUGAAUUUUGCACCUAGUCAAACCAAUGGAAAGUUUCUAUGAUUUUACUGUUAUAAAAAUUAUGUUUAUGCUAAUUCAA